AUGGCACCGGCGGAGAUGGCCGAACUAAAGAAACAGUUGGGAGAGUUGAUGGAGAAAGGUUUAGUGAGACCAAGUAGCUCACCAUGGGGUGCACCGGUGCUCUUUGUAAAGAACAAGGAUGGUACUUUCCGACUUUGCAUCGAUUACCUGGGAUUGAACAAAGUGACGGUGAAGAAUCGGUAUCCUUUGCCGAGGAUUGACGAGUUGCUUGAUCAACUCCGGGGAGCCACAUAUUUCUCGAAGAUUGAUUUGGCUUCGGGAUAUCACCAAAUCCCGAUAGAAGAGUCCGACAUUCGAAAGACAGCCUUUAGGACAAGGUACGGCCAUUACGAAUUUGUGGUCAUGCCGUUUGGGUUAACCAACGCUACGGCAGUAUUCAUGAAACUCAUGAAAAAUGUGUUCCGAGAGUACUUGGACGAGUUUUUGAUUGUGUUUAUAGAUGACAUCUUAGUCUAUUCGAAGAGUAAAGAUGAGCAUGCCGCACAUUUGAGGAAAGUGUUGGAAAGGUUAAAAGAGCAGAAGCUAUUCGCCAAACUGAGCAAGUGCAGCUUCUAG
Camelina sativa (false flax) is the source of this 555-nucleotide messenger RNA. NCBI's taxonomy places the organism in Eukaryota, Viridiplantae, Streptophyta, Magnoliopsida, Brassicales, Brassicaceae. The record is from RefSeq and is a predicted model, not a curated record.